AUGAGCGCCGACCCUUCCAAUAUACAGCUGCUCACUUCUGAGCUCCAGGCGACCCUAAAAUGCGAUAUCCUGACUCCCGACUCUCCUGGGUACGCCGAGAGUAUUCUGAGGUGGAACGAUGCGGUUCCCAAUAACGCUGCUAUCGUCGUCUAUCCAACCACGCCAGAAGAAGUCUCGACAACUGUUGUCGGUUGCGUCAAAUAUAAAGUCCCAUUUGCAGUUGCCGGUGGGAAGCAUACCACCAGUACUGGUUCCUCUUGCUCCGGUGGUCUCGUUAUCGAUCUUGAACACAUGCGUUUUGUGAUGGUGUUUCCCAAUACAAAGUCCGUCCGCGUAGGCGGGGGGUGUCGUUGGAAGGAUGUCGAUGAUACUCUCGUGAACUUUGAGCUGGCAGUGGUCGAGGGUAUUGUGAACGACACUGGUGUUGGUGGUAUUACUCUUGGAGGUGGGUACGGAUGGCUUGCACCACGCCACGGCCUUAUCAUUGACAACCUGAUGGGCGCGAAGAUGGUUCUGGCUGAUGGAAGAAUCCUUAAUACCUCAGCGGAUGAAAACCCCGACUUAUUCUGGGCUAUUCGUGGUGCAGGACAGUGCUUUGGGGUGGUUGUAGAAUUCCUGUUCCAGGCCCACGACCACAAGGAUCCAGUGUGGGCAGGCAUACUUGGGCUUCCUCUAUCACAGGUUGAAGCCAUUAUUGGGUUUGGCAAUACCUUGGUGGAAACGACGGAUGGAAACUCUGCGAUGGUCGUACAGCUCUCGAGGUACGAAUUUACGGGUUCUGGCCGUGAAUUGGGUGUCAUAGCGGUUGUCUUCCAUUGCGGCAAUGCUGGGUCUGCUCAGCCUAUUUUCCAACCUUUGCUUGACUUGGGUCCCGUUAUUAACACGACCAAGGAACAGACUUACGUCUCUGUCAAUAACAUGCUCACCGCUGCCGCAAUUCGAGGUGGGCGCAACAUCUCAAAGGGCGCAGCGUAUACUACGCCACUACGACCAGAGUUCAUCAGAGAAGUUCUUGUUCCCGAGUUAGACAAACUUCACCUCGAGGUACCGGGGUCAGAUAGGUCCAUGCUGGAAUUCGAAUUCUACAAACCGGACAAGUGGUGCGAGAUUCCGGUGACUGCAACAGCGCAUGGCCAUAGAGGGCGCGUCCAGAACGUCAUGAUUGGUCUCCAUUGGCUAGACCAGCAGGACGAUAUCAGAGUAGAGAAUUGGUCUCGCUGGAUCGCGGGCCUCGUAACGACAGAGCGAGAUAAGAAUGGCGGUCCAGCCGCCGGUCCGGUUACAGAGUAUGGAAACUAUGAUCACUUGUCGGCUCAUCCUCGAGACGUCUUUGGGGUUAAUUACGACCGACUCGUCCAGCUGAAGAAGGUGUAUGACCCGGACAAUGUCUUCAACAGCUGGUACUCGCUGGUUGGGCCCAACAGUGCCGCAUUUUUAAAUGGAACAAAGGAGCAGCAGAGCAUUUGGGUGGUACUGAUAGCACCGUAUACACCAGAUAGGAGCACUUGA
Aspergillus versicolor CBS 583.65 is the source of this 1509-nucleotide messenger RNA. RefSeq names its product FAD-binding oxidoreductase. NCBI's taxonomy places the organism in Eukaryota, Fungi, Ascomycota, Eurotiomycetes, Eurotiales, Aspergillaceae. The coding region runs from base 1 to 1509 and encodes 502 amino acids. The record is from RefSeq and is a predicted model, not a curated record. Gene Ontology annotation, molecular function: oxidoreductase activity; FAD binding. The transcript is spliced from 3 exons.